Messenger RNA from Orbilia oligospora ATCC 24927, 495 nucleotides. RefSeq lists its product as uncharacterized. Gene Ontology annotation, cellular component: cytoplasm. NCBI's taxonomy places the organism in Eukaryota, Fungi, Ascomycota, Orbiliomycetes, Orbiliales, Orbiliaceae. Gene Ontology annotation, molecular function: protein tyrosine/threonine phosphatase activity; MAP kinase tyrosine/serine/threonine phosphatase activity. The transcript has 3 exons. Gene Ontology annotation, biological process: negative regulation of MAPK cascade; protein dephosphorylation. The record is from RefSeq and is a predicted model, not a curated record. The coding region runs from base 1 to 495 and encodes 164 amino acids.
AUGAACGAGCCGAUGAACGAGAUAAUACCUGGUUUGUAUCUCGGGGAUAUCUUCGCAGCUCGCAACCCAUCCUAUCUCCGAGAUCAUGGAGUUACCCACAUCCUAACAAUUGCCCGAGGUUCACUUGGACUGCUAAUUUCCACCCUCGAAUCGACUGAUACCGAAAUCCCGUUUGAUCACCGUCAAAUCGAACUCGACGACCUACCAGACGAAAAAUUGCUCGAUCAGUUGGAAAACGGGGUUUCGUUUAUCGAUAGUGCUCUAAGCGAGAACUUUGGCGAAGGGAAAGAAUGCAAAGUUUUAGUUCAUUGUUUACAGGGAAUGAGUCGCAGUACUAGUUUCGUCAUAGCUUAUCUGGUCUGGAAAAAUAGGAUUACGGUUGGAAAUGCUUUGGAAAUAGUUCAAGAGAAGCGGAAGAAAGCUCGGCCGAACUCUGGGUUUUAUAGGCAAUUAUUGGAGUGGGAGACAAGGUGUAAAAAGGAUAAAGAUUCAUAG